AUGAACGCCAGACCUGGCGAUGAUUUUAUAGCUUCUACUCUUAUAAUAGGUUUCUACUUGUACCUGGGUAGGAAAUUUCAUUACUCACAAUACAGUACCGGUAUAGUAAUAACCUACAACAAUUAUAUAUUUCAUGGGAAAAAAAUUAUCUGCAAUAUAUUUUGCUUCAGAAAACUGCUACCGAUUCAAGUGUUCCUGAAUAGAAAAGACGCUUCACGCCCAAAUCAAGCGGAAAUUGGUGGGCUCAGUCAAGAUGGUGGACUCAGUCAAGGUGGUGGACUCGGUCAAGAAGGUGGAAUCAGUCAAGGUGGUGGACUCAGUCAAGAUGGUGGACUCAGUCAAGGUGGUGGACAUAUUCUGAAUGAUGGAGACACUGAUGGUGGACAGAUUCAAAAAGAUGGACAUGAUCAAGAACUGGGACCUUCUUCCAGAAGAAAAUGUAAAAAGCCUUCGCACAAAUUGUCGGUAAACUACUGGAGAACAAAAUAUAUGAAUAAUAAGGCGAGUGUCAAACAUUUCCAAAGCUAUCUUCGGGCAGCUAAAUCUACAAUAAGGAAGCAAAAUACUUGGAAGCCUGCGGCAGCCAUAUUCUCCAAUGCACAGUUAAGAAGAUUAUCGAAUCCUGCAUCUAGAAGUCCUUGGAACCAAGACAGUGUGGCUAAAGCUUUGGCACUAAGUCCAUCUCUUCCAAAGCUUAUGGUUUCGUUACUAAUGUAUUAAAUUAUCCAUUACCCUCUGCAGAAUGUCUUAGCCGAUGAAUAAUGAACUUUCAAACUCCCCCAGGAAUCUUAACUAAAAGCCUGGAUUUAUUAAAUGCAAAUGGUUUACUAAAAACAGUUCAGAAAGAUUGACAGUACUUUCGUUUGAUGAAAUGUCCAUUAAGUCCCUGUCAAAAAGCACUGGUUAUUGCAGGAAAUGCACUACCUAAGAUCUUCAACUUCCUUCAAUAUAAAUGCAAUGUAAAUUAUGGUUUAACAUCUACAUUAACUCAGGAUGCCCUUGAGAAUUUUUUCUCUUGUGUUCGGCUCAUUGGGGCAGGUGCAUAUGCAGAUUGCAGUGAUUUUGAGGCAAGGAUUAGGAUUUUAUUGUUAGACUUAGAUGUACCUGCUUCUCUUUUCCAGUCUACAUUAGUCGAGGUACAAGAUGAAACCGAUGAUAACACGCCAUAUUGUACAGCACGCAAUAUAGGAUUUCAGCUUUUUGAAUGUGAAGUUGACGACAUUGAGUAUCAUGAAGUACAACUGAUAAUGUCUCAGACAAUAGACAACCAGGGUUGUCCUAGUAAGGAGAGCAUAGAUGCCUAACAGGAAGCAUUAAAAUAUGUAGCAGGUUACAUAGCAUUUAAGCUCAAAGAAACUCACCCUCACUUUCUUGGAGAACCUUCAAAGAAUUCUUGGAUUUCAAAUAUUAGGAAAGGCCAUUUACUUUAUCCUUUCCCUGAAUUAUUGGAAUUGAUCAAACAUUUUGAACUUGUUUUUUGUUUAAUUCAUGGAAAUACUUUAGAUGUAAACCCAGGAGUAAUUCGGCACUUUUUUUUUUUAAUUAGUACUAAUGUCUAAAUAUCCAAACUGUGAUGAAAAUUUUUUGAAACUGUACAGUAUACUAGAACAAGAACAUUUAUUAGAUUAAAAUACUUUGAAAAGGGAAUAUGCAAAUAAGCAGGUUAGUUUCAGAAUCUAUAAAAAGAACAAACAAUGGGGAGCCUCAAAAAUUUAUUAAUCUAGGCCUCCAAAUUCAUUCCUCGAUGCACCAUCCCAUUAUUACUGCAAAGAUUAUCUAUCACAAGACACGUUUUAUUACUUUUUCACAGACGUGGAAAAACAAUAGCUCACGAAGGUGGCUAUUUUACCAGACUUGUGUUGAAGCAUAUACGUAUCACUAUGCGUGCUAAUUAAAAAUCAAGAUCUAGGUGGUGUUAUUCGUUAAAAGUCGAUCAUGUGAUUCUAAUGACAGAAAUAGUAUGUAUGUAUUUAUGUGUGUUUGUACUGAAAAGACGAAAAACGUAAACAGUUAUUAUGUCUGUUAAAUGUUAUAACAUGAAAAUGUAUCCAGAUCAAUAGCAACUUGUAAAGUUAUUCCGAUACCUGUGUGAAAUAUAUAAAUGCAUUCUUCAUA
Messenger RNA from Homarus americanus (American lobster), 2115 nucleotides. RefSeq lists its product as uncharacterized. The transcript is spliced from 3 exons. The coding region runs from base 1 to 720 and encodes 239 amino acids. NCBI's taxonomy places the organism in Eukaryota, Metazoa, Arthropoda, Malacostraca, Decapoda, Nephropidae. The record is from RefSeq and is a predicted model, not a curated record.